GCCAGCUGCAAUUGCAUAACUGUUUUUGCUCCCUGGAUUUUAGACAUUUAUGUGUGUGACGGAUGUUCUUAAAUUAUUUGUGGUCUCUGAAAGCUGUAAAGAAAAGACUUUGAAUUAACAUUUUUUACAAUUAAAUAAACGCUGACGCAAACGCUGCUUUAAGAUGUCUGACUGGGACGAAAAGUCAACUGAUGAUGGCUGGUGCAGUAAGCCAGCGGCCCCGGCUCCGGCCAAGGAAGUUUUGGGCUGGGAUGAUGAGGAGGACACCAACAAAGGUGGUGACGGUGAUGGCGAUCGGAAUGGCAGGGGUCGCCGCGACGACAGAAGUCGCGGCAGUGGUUAUCGCGGUGGACACGACAACCGUAGCGAUGGCUUUCGCGGCGGACGCGACAACGAAGGCGGUGGUUACCGCGGAGGACGCGACAACGAAGGCGGUGGUUACCGCGGAGGACGCGACAACGUUGCUGGCGGUGCCGGCGGCGGCGGCUUUCGUAAUCGUCGCGAUAAUGAUGGCGGUGGCAAUCGUGGCCGUCGCGACUACGACAAUGACGGUGAAGAGCGUCGCGGUGGGUUUGGAGGCGGUGGCGGCGGCGGCUUCAAUCGUGGAGAUCGCGACGAUCGUGAUGGCGGCGGGGACCGCGAAGAACGCGGUGACGAUCGUCGUCGUCGUCGUGAUGGUGACAAUGAUUUGAAUAAUAACGAGGAGGAUGGCGGCAAGGCACGCGAGUUCUACAUUCCGCCGGAUCCGUCUAAUGAAGAGUCUGACGUCUUCAGUAGCGGUAUUUCUUCGGGCAUUAAUUUUGGCAAAUACGAUAAUAUACCAGUCAAGGUUACUGGCGAAAAUGUGCCAGCUCCUAUUAAGGCUUUUAGCGAAGCCAAUCUUCGCGGCAUUAUAAGCGAGAACGUGACCAAGUCUGGCUAUAAGGUGCCAACACCUAUACAGAAGGUGUCUAUUCCCAUCAUUUCGGCUGGACGCGAUAUGAUGGCUUGCGCCCAGACGGGCUCGGGCAAGACUGCUGCAUUUUUGCUACCGAUUCUAAGCUAUAUCUUAGAAGAAAAUAUCGGUAUGGAAAUUGGUAAACCGUUGGCUGUUAUCAUGUCGCCAACACGCGAACUAGCUAUUCAAAUAUAUAAUGAGGCUAGGAAGUUCUCAUUCACUUCAUAUUUGAAGAUAGCUAUUGUUUAUGGAGGUACUUCUGUAAAGCACCAGAAUGAUUCGAUCACCAAGGGGUGCCACGUCCUCAUUGCUACUCCGGGACGUUUGCUUGACUUUGUUAAUCGUACCUUUAUAACAUUCACGAAUACACGUUUCGUUGUCCUCGAUGAGGCGGAUCGCAUGCUGGACAUGGGAUUCGCUGAUAGCAUGCGCCAAAUGAUGACCCAUAUCACCAUGCGCCCGGAGCAUCAGACACUCAUGUUCUCGGCCACGUUUCCCGAAGAGAUUCAGCGCAUGGCCGGUGAGUUCCUCAAGGAUUACGUAUUUGUGACCAUUGGUGUCGUCGGUGGCGCCUGCUCCGAUGUGGAGCAGACUUUGUACCAGGUGUCCAAGUUCAAGAAGCGUGCCAAGCUAUUGGAAAUAUUGCGUGAUGGUGCUGAUGGUACAAUCGUUUUUGUGGAGACUAAACGCGGUGCGGACUUUCUGGCUUCAUUUUUCUCGGAGACCGAGUUCCCUACAACUUCUAUUCAUGGCGAUCGAUUGCAGAGCCAACGGGAGCAGGCGUUGAGGGAUUUUAAAAUGGGGAAAAUGAAAGUUCUCAUCGCCACCUCAGUCGCCUCCCGUGGAUUGGACAUCAAGAAUGUCAAACAUGUCAUCAAUUAUGAUUUACCUGCAAAUAUCGAUGAUUAUGUUCAUCGCAUUGGCCGCACCGGACGCGUGGGCAACAAUGGACGUGCCACUUCGUUCUUUGAUCCUGAUCAUGAUCGCGCUCUAGCCGGUCCGCUCAUCAAGAUACUUGAGGGCGCCAAGCAACCGGUGCCCGAUUUCCUACGGGAAAUUGGUAGCGGCUUUGACGGCGGCUGCGGCUCCGCUUUCGGUGGCCUCGACGUGCGCGGCAAGUCUGGCGGAUGCGCGGUCAACUUGGAACUGGAAGAGGAGUGGUAGACGGAAACAUGAGAGCGCCGCUUUGCCGCAAGAAUAAUUAGUUUAUAAGCCUAGCAUAUCAUAGAAUGCUAAUAUUAACAAAUAAUGCAAAAGAAUGCAUUCUCUUACAUUAUUAUUUUCAAACAACACUUUAAACACACCAAAAUUGCUGUUGCGUACGUUUCAAACCCACAACGACUACCUUUUAUAACCCGAAAUAUGCAUAAGAUAUGCCACCUGAUUCAAUUUUAAAAUACAACAAAAUGUAUUACAGACAUUUAAUAAUAAAACAUUAACGAAAACGGAAA
Messenger RNA from Scaptodrosophila lebanonensis, 2388 nucleotides. Its product is annotated as ATP-dependent RNA helicase vasa. Bases 164 to 2101 code for a protein of 645 amino acids. The record is from RefSeq and is a predicted model, not a curated record. Gene Ontology annotation, cellular component: nucleus; P granule. Gene Ontology annotation, biological process: gamete generation; cell differentiation. Gene Ontology annotation, molecular function: RNA binding; RNA helicase activity; ATP binding. The transcript is spliced from 8 exons. NCBI's taxonomy places the organism in Eukaryota, Metazoa, Arthropoda, Insecta, Diptera, Drosophilidae.